AUGGCUAGUAAUGAUGAUUCGAAUCGCACCCUUCAAAAUAUUCUAUCACUUGUUCGUCAGUUAAAACAUUAUGCUCGUUCUCUGGGGUUCAACGGUGAUGCGAUUAUACUUCCAGUUGUUUAUUCUAGCAAAGAACUAGGCGCAACGUUUCAAGGAGGAGAUAGGAUGAUGAGAAUCGAAGCAAUAAAAAAGCUACUGAUGGAUACGCUUUCAUCUUUAAUUAUGCCUGCAGGCAAGACAGGAUUGUAUAAAAGUUUGUUCAUAGAAAUUGCGAAUCUUUGUGAUCGCUUAUUGAGGCUGCAGAGAAGAGGAUCAGAAGACCUUCCAUUGUCCGGAUUAGAUGGUACAAUAACUAGUCUUUAUACAAUAAUCAGAAUUCAAGGUCUUGACGGUUUGGAGUGCCUUAUGACACGAGGAACACCAUCUAGUUUUGUACAACCGCGCGAAGAAAAAGAGAAUGCGGCUUCAAGAGAUCAAACGAAACCUGUAAAACACUCUUCUGACAAUGACAAGGUGAAAAUAAAAUCAGAAGGAGAUGAAAACAGAAAGUGUCCGAUUUGCCUAGAGAUUAUUAAGGAUGAAAAAGAUGAGAAAGGUACUGCUAGUCUGCCUAAUUGUUCUCAUCGGUUUCACUUCCAUUGCAUAUUAAAGUGGAUGGAAAAGAAACAAAACUGUCCAAUUUGUAGGAGCGUGAUUAAUCCUGAGAAAUAA
Messenger RNA from Papaver somniferum (opium poppy), 711 nucleotides. RefSeq names its product probable E3 ubiquitin-protein ligase plr-1. NCBI's taxonomy places the organism in Eukaryota, Viridiplantae, Streptophyta, Magnoliopsida, Ranunculales, Papaveraceae. The transcript has a single exon. Gene Ontology annotation, biological process: protein ubiquitination. Gene Ontology annotation, molecular function: ubiquitin protein ligase activity. The coding region runs from base 1 to 711 and encodes 236 amino acids. The record is from RefSeq and is a predicted model, not a curated record.